Molecule: messenger RNA, 3391 nt
Organism: Chara braunii
Lineage: Eukaryota; Viridiplantae; Streptophyta; Charophyceae; Charales; Characeae
Source: the annotation of a GenBank genome assembly
GCCUGAUCUGUUCUACCCCUGUACCCACCCUCUCCCUCUCACUGUUCUGUGACCAUUCGGACGAGCCAGCCUUCAGCAGCAGUUCUCUGAUGCCAGCAGGGCAAGCCACCGAACAGCAGCCACGACGCAGCAAGAGGAUCGCAGAUCGCCAACAGCAACCGCAACCUGCAGUUCGACAGCAGCCACAGACCAGCACUCAGAUGGCGAACACGCCGAACAGCGGAACGUCAUCCGAGGCUUCGACAUCUAGCAAUGCCGAACCAUUGCCGAUCUGUCCGGCUCAAGGGCCGAAUGAGUCCAUCGGGGACUACAUUCAGCGAGUGCAGACCUAUACGGCCGCACUAACCCUUGCCAAAGAACGGCAAGAUGCUGCCGAAGCAGACAGACAGCGGCUGGCAGCAGAAGCUGCAGCCCAAGCCCAGCAACAAGCUGAGGCGGCGCAGUUGGCGACCGACAAGCUCAACGCUGACAGUGCCGAGCUCCUGAUCUCUCCACAAGAUCAGUGGACAGCGGUACUCAACGGUAUGCGUUAUGUUCCCGUAGCAGGCGCCGAGCCAGCGGCAGUACAACAGGAGAGACAAAACCUGGCAGACAUUCUACUCAACACAAUGCGCGCAGUCAUCUGGAACAGCACCAUGGGGGAACUUCAUUCCAGGUCUACACGGCAGCUGCAGCACGAUCUUAGCCAUAACGUGAAGACGCUUGCAGCAGCCGUCAAGAUCGUGGAUUCCCAGCUGAAACAGAUGGACACCCGCAUUGCUGCUCUGGAGGCAAGGACUUCCCAAGCAGCGCCAGGCUGCACGACAGACACGGCGAAACAGCUCAACGAGCGCAUCGACCAUGUCGUCACCCUAAUCGGCGACCUAAGUGACUUCACCAGUCCGGCUAUGAUCAGCAGCACGGUGGCCGCCAUCAAGACGGACAUCACCAAGCUGCAGUCGCAACCGGCAGCAGCUGCGAAGGUAUACAAGAUGCCACGCUUCAACAUCGUCGCGACCCCUCACACUUCGAUUGCUUGUCACGUGGUUUCCGUUGCGAGAAUUCGAGACGCCAUAGCUCAGAAUGACGUCGAGGAGAUGGGCCUUGUAUUCUUGCAUGCUCUCCCCUUGCCGGACGGACCAGCCGCGUCACCGCCGGCCCCACGCAUUUCUCACCUCUUGGACGAGUAUGGAGACGUCUUCGAGGCUCCCACCGGAACGGUUCCGRAUCGGCCCAUACGUCACGGGAUCACUCCCGCGGUUGGUGUCGUCCCUCCGCGUGGAUGUAUCUACCGCAUGAGCGAAGAGGAACUCGAGGUGCUUCGCGCACAACUCGGUGACCUUCUCGACAAGGGCUGGAUUCGCCCUAGUUGUUCGCCUUACGGUGCCCCUGUUCUCUUCGUCCGGAAGAAGAAGAAAGACCUACGGUUAUGCAUCGACUAUCGCAAACUUAACGCACAAACCGUAAAGAACGCCGACCCUCUCCCUCGGAUUGAUGAUCUCCUUGAGCGGUUAGGCGGCGCGACGUACUUCUCGAAGUCGGACUUGAAGUCGGGUUACCACCAGAUUGAAAUCCAGCCUCAAGAUCGGUACAAAACCGCGUUGAAGACGCGGUACGGGCACUUUGAGUGGGUUGUCAUGCCUUUUGGCCUCACCAAUGCCCCCGCGACUUUCCAAGCAGCUAUGACGACUGAGUUUCGCGACUUGCUCGAUCACAGCGUCCUCAUCUACCUCGAUGACAUCUUGGUUUAUAGUAGGACAUUGGACGAGCACAUCGUACACCUUCACGCUGUUUUGGAUCGGUUGCGACCGGCCAAGUACAAAGCGAAUCUCGACAAGUGCGAGUUCGCCAAGCAGGAGCUUGAGUACUUGGGUCACUAUGUUACGCCAAAAGUCAUUCGUCCCUUAGCGGACAAGAUCCAAGCCAUCGUGGAUUGGCCGGAACCCCGUUGCACAACGGAUGUACGCUCUUUCAUGGGCUUGGCUGGAUAUUAUCAGAGAUUCGUCGAGUCAUACUCGAAAGUGGCCGCUCCUUUGUCGAGACUUCAGUCCCCAAAGGUGCCCUUCGAGUUCGACGACGCAACCCCACCUGAGCUCGCACGACUCUUGCACACCGGUUGGAUUACCAACCAGGGUGUUCCGGAAGACAUAGUGAGCGACCGAGAUACUCGCUUCAUGUCGGCCUUUUGGACUUCCCUUAUGGCUGAGUCCGGCACGACAAUAAAGUCGAGCUCGGCUCGGCACCCGCAGACGGACGGCCAGACGGAGCGAGCACACCAAACAGCUCAGAUGAUGUUGCGUACGCCCAUCCGUCUCGACCAGAAAGAUUGGGUUGACCGGCUUCCCGACAUUGAGUUCGCCUAUAACACUUCGGUGCACCCGGCGAUCUGCGUCACACCAUUCGAGUUACAUCAUUGUGGAGAGAAAGCACGGAUCUUCGCUGAUCUCCUUCUGCCACGGGCCGCCGACAUAGACGUCCCUUGCUCUCCCGCUUCCGUUCGGAAGUACCGGGACUUGCUGAUCAAAGCCCGCGCGAAUAUGCAAAAGGCUCAAAUCCGCAUGCAGCAGCAAGCUAACCGACGUCGACUUCCAUGUCCUUUCCGCGAGGGAGACCUUGUUUGGGUCCUCUCCGAGGAAUUUGCGCUCGAGCAGGACGUUUCGCGCAAACUCCUUCCGAAAUGGUUCGGACCAUGGGAAAUUACUUUUGCCGUUGGAGACGACCCCGCAGGUCCUUCCUUUGUGGUCAACAUGCCACCGCACCUUACGGUGCACCGGGUCUUCCAUGCGUCGAAGCUGGCCAUCUACACGCCACCUUCCGCUGACGAGUUUCCGGCCCGACGAUCACAGGAUCCGCCUUCUAUGGACGGACAUCAGGAAGUCGACCGAGUCCUCACGCACCGCAAGUAUGGCAACAAGCCAAGGCAGUACAAGGUCACAUUCAAGCAAUGUGCGCCUGACGACACUCAGUGGAUCGCCCGAGCAGACUUGCAGACUUCUGCACCCCUGAUCUUCGCCGACUAUGAGAAGCGACGACUUGCCAAGGAAGCAGUUCGUCCCGCCCGACCCGCCCCGGUAUCGGACAGACAACUCCGCCCCCGCAGGUAGCUCGGUCUUUUAAGAGGGGGAGUGUGUUACAUCUUCCACGUCACACGGGUCCUACCGGACCCGACUUAGGGCCAAGAGGACACAGUAGGGCCUAAAGUCCCGGACUUGAAAGGCCACGUUUUUGGACCAGACCUGACGGGUAGGCCCAAACGACAUUACCGCUUGGGCCUGGCGGCGCUCUUGAGGCUGCCGCGCGCCGGUCUGAUCUGAACCGACGAUCUCGACGGUUCAGGUCACGGCCAGGCCUCGCAGCAUUGAGGCCGGCCUCGUUUCACUGGUACUAAAGACCGGUCCAGCCUCAUUCUGAG